This is a messenger RNA of Pistacia vera, 914 nucleotides long. RefSeq names its product transcription factor bHLH149-like. Bases 137 to 781 code for a protein of 214 amino acids. The record is from RefSeq and is a predicted model, not a curated record. Gene Ontology annotation, biological process: regulation of DNA-templated transcription. NCBI's taxonomy places the organism in Eukaryota, Viridiplantae, Streptophyta, Magnoliopsida, Sapindales, Anacardiaceae. The transcript has a single exon. Gene Ontology annotation, molecular function: protein dimerization activity.
CAUUUCUCAACUCUCUCUUUCUUUCUCUCUCAACAUAACCAACUUCUCCUUCUCUUCCUCUUCUUCGUCUUCUUCAAAAAACCAAUCCAUUCAACAUUCUAUUCUAAUCAAAACCUAACUUGGUGCAGUCGUCUUUAUGGAACCGUCUUUCUCCGAUAAUCAGUCCGAUUGCGACACCUGCUCCGUCGAACCUAAUCCUAAGAGACGGAGAUUAAACAACCACUACGAACAACAAUCGCUCACGACACGCCAUCAUCAUGAUAGUCGAAACCAAAACGCAUCGCUUCGACCUACCAAGCGAUGGAGAACCGACACAGAGCAACAGAUCUACUCCUCAAAGCUUCUCCAAGCUAUCCGCCACGUUCGUCGCACUAACAUCGGACGAAGCCGAGAAAUCCGCGAAACUGCUGACCGAGUCUUGGCCGUCUCUGCCAAGGGAACGACGCGGUGGAGUCGAGCGAUUCUGGCCACUCCGCUCUGUUUAAGACUUACAAAACGACAUGUUAAAGUCAAAACCAGCUACAGAAGGUUGAAACGGAAGGCGGAGUUGAAGAAGCAAAAGAGCAGAAACAGCAAGUUACCGGCUGUUGAGAAAAAAUUGCGUGUUCUUAGCCAGUUGAUUCCCGGUUGCCGUAAGAUAUCGUGCUUGAAUAUCCUAGAAGAAGCGACUGAUUAUAUAGCGGCUCUGGAGAUGCAGGUCCGAGCUAUGACGGCUCUGACCGAGAUUCUGGCCGGCGCUCCACCAGUCGAGAAUCGGCUCGACUCAGAGUUGAGCUCGUAAAAAAAAAAUUGCCAUGGCUUGCUUUGCCAGGUGUCAUUAGUUCCUUUAUUUAUUUUUUCUCAACUUUGUUUUUUUUUUUUAUGAGAUAUUUAAAAUUCCUGUAUUUUAUUGUAUACAUGACUUUUUCUUCUUU